AUCAGCGUCCGCUUCGGGCGCCUGCCCUCUCGCGGUAGGCUCCCGCGCCUGUCCGUCAGGUGGGCCGGGGGCGGCGGCCGGGCUGGCGCCGAGUUCCGGACGCGCGGCGACCGCGGGGGCUUCCUGGUGCACGGGGGUCCCAGCUCCCAUGGCUGCAGCCAGUGUGACGCCCCCCGACUCUCUGGAAGUGCUGCAGCCGGGCUUCUCCACGAGCCUCCUGGGCACGAAGUUGGAGGCCAAGUACCUGUGCUCGGCCUGCGGGAACGUGCUGCGCCGGCCCUUCCAGGCCCAGUGCGGCCACCGCUACUGCUCCUUCUGCCUCAGCGGCAUCCUCAGCUCUGGGCCCCAGAACUGUGCCGCCUGUGUCCGUGAAGGCAUCUAUGAGGAAGGCAUUUCUGUCUUAGAAAGCGCUUCAGCUUUUCCAGAUAACGCUGCCCGCAGAGAAGUGGAGAGCCUGCCGGCCAUCUGUCCCAACGACGGGUGCACCUGGAAGGGCACCCUGAAGGAAUACGAGCAGAGCUGCCACGAGGGACAAUGCCUGUUCCAGCUGACCGAGUGCCCUGCCUGCAAAGGCCUGAUCCGCCGCUGCGAGAAGGAGCGCCACGCCCAGCACGAGUGCCCCGAGCGGAGCCUGAGCUGCCGGCACUGCCAGGCCCCCUGUGGCCGGGCGGACACAGAGGCACACCAUGCCAUCUGUCCCAAGUUCCCCCUGACCUGUGAGGGCUGCGGCAAGAAGAAGAUCCCCCGCGAGAAGUUACAGGAGCACGUCAAGACAUGUGGCAAAUGCCGGGUCCCCUGCAGGUUCCACGCCAUCGGCUGUCCUGAGGUGGUGGAGCUGGAGAAGCAGCAGGAGCACGAGGCCCAGCGGCUGCGGGAGCACCUGGCCCUGCUGCUGGCCUCGGUGCUGGACGCCAAGCCCCUGCUGCGGGACUGCUGCCCGGCAGAGCCGGAGCUCCUGCAGAGGUGCCAGGCGCUCGAGAGCAAGACGGCCACCUUCGAGAACAUCGUCUGUGUCCUCAACCGGGAGGUGGAGAGGGUGGCCAUGACCGCCGAGGCCUGUGGCCGACAACACCAGCUGGACCAGGACAGGAUUGAAGCCCUGAGUAAUAAGGUGCAGCAGCUGGAGCGGAGCCUGGGCCUCAAGGAUCUGGCCCUGGCCGACCUGCAGCAGAAGGUCCUGGAGAUGGAGGCGUCGACCCACGACGGGGUCCUCAUCUGGAAGAUCUCGGACUUUGCCAGGAAACGCCAGGAGGCCGUGGCUGGCCGCACACCGGCCAUCUUCUCCCCAGCCUUCUACACCAGCAGGUACGGCUACAAGAUGUGUCUGCGCAUCUACCUGAAUGGUGAUGGGACCGGACGGGGCACACACCUCUCUCUGUUCUUCGUGGUGAUGCGGGGCCCCCACGAUGCCCUCCUGCGGUGGCCCUUCAACCAGAAGGUGACCCUGAUGCUGCUUGACCACAACAACCGGGAGCACGUGAUCGAUGCCUUCCGGCCGGACGUGACGUCCUCCUCCUUCCAGAGGCCUGUCAGCGACAUGAACAUUGCCAGCGGCUGCCCGCUCUUCUGCCCCGUCUCCAAGAUGGAGGCCAAGAACUCGUAUGUGCGUGAUGACGCCAUCUUCAUCAAGGCCAUUGUGGACCUGACGGGCCUCUAGGUGCCUCUCGCGGGAGGCCAGGCAGCGGGGCGGGCACGUGG
Ochotona princeps (American pika) is the source of this 1698-nucleotide messenger RNA. RefSeq names its product TNF receptor associated factor 2 (gene TRAF2). NCBI's taxonomy places the organism in Eukaryota, Metazoa, Chordata, Mammalia, Lagomorpha, Ochotonidae. Bases 149 to 1657 code for a protein of 502 amino acids. The transcript is spliced from 11 exons. Gene Ontology annotation, molecular function: tumor necrosis factor receptor binding; zinc ion binding; ubiquitin-protein transferase activity. The record is from RefSeq and is a predicted model, not a curated record. Gene Ontology annotation, cellular component: cytoplasmic side of plasma membrane; plasma membrane signaling receptor complex; cytosol. Gene Ontology annotation, biological process: tumor necrosis factor-mediated signaling pathway; protein K63-linked ubiquitination; regulation of apoptotic process.